Messenger RNA from Physella acuta, 1493 nucleotides. Its product is annotated as thiosulfate sulfurtransferase. Lineage: Eukaryota; Metazoa; Mollusca; Gastropoda; Physidae. The record is from RefSeq and is a predicted model, not a curated record. Gene Ontology annotation, cellular component: mitochondrion. Gene Ontology annotation, molecular function: thiosulfate-cyanide sulfurtransferase activity.
CUACUAAAGUCUAUUUAAGUUAUCCACGUACGGAAAAGUCAAGUUUAUGUUGGGCAAUUACUCACAAAUUAGAUUUUUAAAAUUAUUAGAAUAAAUACGUGCAUAGAAAACAGUUUCAUUUUAACUUAACAGCAUAUCGAUACAUCACGAAACCAUCUAAGCAUAUUUUUGUUUGUAGUUUGAAUAUUAGAAUGACUAUUUCAAAAAUCACCACUCUGGUGAACACAUUUUGGUUGAGAGAACAGAUUUUAUGUCGAGGUUCAUCCUUGACUAAAAGAAAUUUGAAAGUACUUGACACCUCAUGGAUGCCUGAACCCGAGGUUGAUGGCUACAAACAGUUCUAUCAGGAGUCCCAUAUUCCAACAUCGUUAUAUUUUGAUUUGAAAAAAGUCAGCCCACCAGUCCCAGGGUCCAGCAUCAAAUUCCAGAUCCCCAGUACAAACCUGUUUCAAGAAUAUGUGGGAAACUUAGGAAUAACCAACAACACACAUGUGGUAGCUUAUGACAGAUUUAACACAAGGCCAUCAUUUAGAACUUGGUUUCUCUUCAAGCUGUUUGGUCAUGAUAAAGUGUCAGUUCUAAAUGGAGGCUUAAGGAAGUGGUUGACCGAUGGUUUUCAUGUUACCACAGAGGAGCCUGUUGUUGAGAAGGAGCAGUUCAAAGUUAUGUUAAGAAAACACUUACUCAGAGAUUUUGAGGCAAUACAAACAAAUCUUCAGACAGCUCAAGAACAGUUGAUGGAUGCUCGUGGGAUUAAAGACUACUAUGUGACAGAUGAUGGCAACAGUGGCGGACAUAUACCUGGGGCUAAAAAUAUUCCUUUCUCGAGUUUAUUUAACGAAGAUGGUACAGUGAAAGCUGAAAAUGAAUUGAAGAAAUUAUUUGAUGAGGCUGGUAUAAACCUGACCAAGCCAUUGGUCUCAUCCUGUCAAACAGGAAUGACAGCCUGCGGCCUGAUUGCAGCUGCACAUAUCCUGGGUAAAGAUGAUGUCGCCCUGUACAAUGGCUCUUACCAUGAGUGGAGUGCCAGAGCUGAUGCCAGCCAGAUUGUGAAAGAAAAACAAGGGAAGGAGCAUGUUUUAAAUCAAUGAAUGAUCCCCAGGUGUUUGAAUCAAUGAAUGAUCCCCAGGUGUUUGAAUCAAUGAAUGAUCCCUCAGAUGUUGGAAUAAUGAAUAAAUAAAUCAUCUCUCAUGUGAGAACUAAAGGUUCCUCUCUUAGAUGUUUGAAUCAAGAAAUCAUCACUUAAUGAUUUCUACCAUAGGAGAUUGAAUAAAAAAGUCAUCUAUAUAAUGUAACAAAGAUCUGAAAAUGUUUUAAAUUAAACUCUGCCGGUGUAAAAGUUUAGGAAGACUGGACCUUCUCGUGGUACUUUUUUGUCAGCCGCAAACGAUAUUUUGUUUUUGUAGUUUAUGGCAAUCAUUAUGUGCUUUUUAGUUUCAUUAUCUAAUGUACUGAAAAAAUAAUGCAUUUUAACUAAUAAAAUGUCAAAUACA